Molecule: messenger RNA, 1174 nt
Organism: Moneuplotes crassus
Lineage: Eukaryota; Ciliophora; Spirotrichea; Euplotida; Euplotidae
Source: the annotation of a GenBank genome assembly
UGAUGUUUAUAUAAUUAUUGAAAAUGGAUGUCAAAAAGAUGCUAAAAGUCCUCGAAUCCAUACCUGACGAUUCCUUCGAAAGAACAAUCUUCUACUUGAGUGCGAACCUCCAAAACUGUUUAAAGAUGCAAUCAAUGCAAAGCUAUAGGCUCACAUGUGCUUACUUCAUCAUUGGAAGCCUCAGCUUACUCAAGGUGUUCGAUGACCAAGAACAAAUCGACAAACUGCCCUUCACGAAGGAACAGAUUAUUGAUUGGGUCUAUUCCUUCCAGAUCGAAGAUGAAAAUUCUGAAAACGAUUCUGAUCAAGAUGAAAGUGAUUCAGCACUAGAUCACAAUUACCAUGGAUUCAGAGGAGAUGACUUUUAUAGUAUCAAGAAAGAUAGCAAAAGCCAAACUCAUAUACAUCAAGGAGAUUUCCCACAUUUGGCUAAUACCUAUUCUGCAAUUUGUGUACUCAAGAUGCUUGGAGAUGACCUCUCAAGAGUAAACUGAGAGCAAAUAAUACAAUCACUUAAGUAUUUUCAGAAAGAGGAUGGCCGAAUCCAAUGCUUGCCAGUUGACUCAGAAGAUGAUGUAAGGUUUGCCUAUUGAGCAGCAGCGAUUCAUAAGAUGAUGGCAGAGAAGUUAGGAGAUCUCGACAUUCCUCCUAGCUUUGAUGUUGACAAAAUGAUAGAGUUCUACAAAAAUUGUCUCUCCUAUGAUGGAGGUUUUGGAUGGUUCCCAGAGUCUGAAUCCCAUGCAGGAUUGACUUAUUGCUUAUUGGGAGCCUUUAAGUGUCUUGGGCGAUUAGAUGAUUUAUCUGAUGAUAAGGAAAGAAUCAUCGAGUGGCUAGUAUCAAGGCAGUGAAUGGAAACCAAUGGAUUUCAAGGAAGAGUCAAUAAAAUACCAGAUACAUGCUAUUGAUUCUGGAACUCCGCAAGCUUAGCUAUUCUUGAUAACACAUUCCCUACAGAAUUUGUACAUAAAGAAAGCAUAACAGAGUUCUGUGAAGACUGCAAGAGAUUUGGAGGAUACGCCAAACUAGUAUUUUCCGAAUUUCCAGACAUAGUACACACUUACUACACCCUAGCUUUCUAUUCCCUCAUAGAAGACGAGAGGCUAAACAAACUAGACCCUCUACUCGCCAUUCCCCAGACUAAGCUCAUGCUUCCUACCUAACUCCUCCCUACAAA